AUGCAGACCCACCCCUUGAGAGGGAAAUAUAAGCCAGCCGCCUCCAGAGAGCAGUCACUCAGAGGGACUUGACUUUCCUCUUAGUGAGAUCACCUGCACCACCAAUCCUCUCUGUCUCACUCCAUUUCUACUACCCCCCUCAGAGGACCAGAACAGCUGCAGCCAUGAGCAUCAGUUACAAGAGCAGUGGCAGCAUGAGCGGAGGCUUCGGCUCCAGCAGAGGAUUCAGCUCCGGCGGUGGUGGUGGCGGCGGCGGUAGUGUGAGGAAGAGCUUCUCCAGCUUCUCCUCUUCAGCAGUUCCCAUGGGCUCCAGCCGUAUGAGCAGCUCGUCGGUUAGACGCUCCGUAGGCGGCAGUGGUGGAGGAGGCUUCGGCCUGGGUGGUGGUGGUGGUGGUGGAGGAAUCUCCAGCUACAGCUACAUGAGCGGUGGUGGAGGCAUGGGCGGUGGCGGUGGAGGUGGAGGCUUCGGCAUGGGCAGCGGCGGUGGAGGCUUCGGCCUGGGCGGCGGCGGUGGAGGCUUCAGCCUGGGCGGCGGUGGUGGAGGCUUCGGCCUGGGUGGCGGUGGUGGAGGCUUCGGCAUGGGUGGCGGCGGUGGAGGCUUCGGCAUGGGUGGCGGCGGCGGCGGUGGCUUCGCGCCAAUCACAGCUGUCACAGUCAACACAAGUCUGCUAGCCCCCCUCAACCUGGCCAUCGACCCCAACAUCCAGACCGUCCGUACCCAAGAGAAAGAACAGAUCAAGGGUCUCAACAACCGCUUCGCCUCCUUCAUUGAUAAGGUACGCUUCCUGGAACAGCAGAACAAGAUGCUGGAGACCAAGUGGAGCCUCCUGCAGGACCAGACCACCACACGCUCCAACAUCGAUGCAAUGUUCGAGGCCUAUAUCGCCAACCUGCGCAGACAGCUGGACGGCCUGGGAGGAGAGAAGGUCAAGCUGGAAGGAGAGCUGAUGAACAUGCAGGGUCUGGUGGAGGACUUCAAAAACAAAUAUGAAGAUGAAAUCAACAAGCGUGCCUCAGUGGAGAAUGAAUUUGUCCUCCUCAAGAAGGAUGUUGAUGGCGCCUACAUGAACAAGGUUGAGCUGGAGGCCAGGGUCGACUCCCUUCAGGAUGAGAUCAACUUCCUCAGGGCCAUCUAUGAAGCAGAGCUGAGUGAGCUGCAGGGCCAGAUUAAGGACACCUCAGUGGUGGUGGAGAUGGACAACAGCCGUAACCUGGACAUGGACUCCAUCGUGGCUGAAGUGCGCGCCCAGUAUGAGGACAUCGCCAACCGCAGCAGAGCCGAGGCCGAGUCAUGGUACAAGCAGAAGUUUGAAGAGAUGCAGUCCUCUGCAGGACAACAUGGGGAUGAUCUGCGCAACACCAAGGCAGAGAUGGCCGAGCUGAACCGCAUGAUCAGCCGUCUCCAAAACGAGAUCGAAAACGUCAAAGGACAGCGUGCCAACCUGGAGAACCAGAUCGCAGAGGCUGAGGAGCGCGGGGAGAUGGCGGUGAAGGACGCCAAGCUCCGCAUCAAGGACCUGGAGGAAGCCCUCCAGAGAGCCAAGCAGGACAUGGCCCGGCAGGUGCGCGAGUACCAGGAGCUGAUGAAUGUCAAACUUGCCCUGGACAUUGAGAUCGCCACCUACAGGAAACUACUGGAAGGAGAGGAGAGCAGGAUUACCGGAGGUGGAACUGGAGGUGGAAUUGCAACCAUCCACGUACAGACCUCCAGCAGUGGUGGUGGUGGCGGCUCCGGCGGUGGAUUCGGCAUGGGUGGUGGUGGAGGCGGUGGAGGUGGAGGUGGCUUCGGAUAUGGAGGUGGCAGUGGCAUGUCCAUGCAAAGCAGCAGCGGCUUCGGCAUGAGCAGCGGUGGCGGAGGUGGAUUCGGCAUGAGCGGCGGUGGUGGCAGUGGAUUCGGCAUGAGCGGCGGUGGUGGCGGUGGAUUCGGCAUGAGCGGCGGUGGUGGAGGUGUCUCCAUGUCCCGUUCCUCCAUGACCUCCACAUCCAGACGCUUCUAAACACAGAAGUCUGUCUGGCUGUCCCCACCUCCCCCUCACCUCCUCCUCUCCCUCUCUUCCUCGACAACCAAAGCAAGUUACAAACUCCUCCUGUCACAUGCAGGCACAGAGCAUCUAUUGAUCUACAUUAUAACCCAGGGUGGUUUGACCUCCUUAGCUGCAUAUGCCCCAUAGUUACUGGCUGAUAGGAAAUACUGGAUGCACUUUGAAUGCAGCUGACAGAUCUUUUCCAGCCCAAUAUUUCAUGUGAUUUAUUCCUGCACUGAGUAUCCUGUCCCUCACAGAUUCAGAACAUACACCAACAAAGAUGGAGGCAGAGAGAUAGUGAGAACCUGCAGCAGAGAAGUGAGUCUGCUCACUCUACAUUCAGCCUGGCUGUCUUUAGUUGCUGGAUGGUGCCUGUCAUGGAGACACAAUAUUGGUUGACAGUGCUGUGACAGUGCAUUUCAUAAGGUAACAGUAGGUUCCCUUUGCACACAUAGCCUCCAAAUGGGCCUGGCAGAGACGUGCCAUGCUGUUCACUCAAUGUUGAGACAGCUGACAAGUACAGAGUACACCCCCCCUCCCAACCCCCCAUCCCCACUGCUUCGCUGCCCCCAUAUUGCUAUGCAUUGUGGGGACUGCCAGGAGAUCAACAUAAGCAGCCAUACUAAAGUGUCGCCCUUUGCUCUGAGGUAAAUAAUCUAGCAUUAACUCUUAACUCUCCCUAUCAUAGGGACAAUGGGUUCUCCACUGAUGUUUGCAAAAAGGGUUUUUCUUGUCAUUCUGACUGGUACACCCAGAUUUAUUGAAUGUUAUUGAUCAUGUACAACCAAAACAUUGUGAAUAAAUCGGAGUUCUAUAAAAUA
Molecule: messenger RNA, 2845 nt
Organism: Oncorhynchus kisutch (coho salmon)
Lineage: Eukaryota; Metazoa; Chordata; Actinopteri; Salmoniformes; Salmonidae
Product: intermediate filament protein ON3-like
Exons: 8
Coding region: 165-1997 (610 amino acids)
Biological process (GO): intermediate filament organization; keratinization
Cellular component (GO): keratin filament
Molecular function (GO): structural constituent of skin epidermis
Source: RefSeq, a predicted model, not a curated record